Molecule: messenger RNA, 2083 nt
Organism: Lycium barbarum (goji berry)
Lineage: Eukaryota; Viridiplantae; Streptophyta; Magnoliopsida; Solanales; Solanaceae
Product: pseudouridine-5'-phosphate glycosidase-like
Exons: 9
Coding region: 131-901 (256 amino acids)
Molecular function (GO): pseudouridylate synthase activity
Source: RefSeq, a predicted model, not a curated record
CUUGCUGACUAGCUACAAACUAGCUACAAAACGUGGUUUAAGUUAUGCAGAAAUUAAUGUCUCUUUAGUAGCCAAAAAACGACCCCUUAUUGUAUAUUCAAGUUGCAAAAUCGAAGUUAUUUAAUCAUUUAUGGCUUCUUCACGUAAUUCUAGAUUAGCAAUCAUUAGUAGACACUUCACUUCAGCAACUUCUCCCUCUAAGCAUGGCCUUAAUGGUCAAAAUUUGGGGUGGAUUAAGAUAUCUCCGGAGGUUUCCAUAGCAUUAAAACAUGGAAGCCCGAUUGUUGCAUUGGAAUCGACUAUAAUAUCUCAUGGAAUGCCAUAUCCUCAGAAUUUCGAGACAGCAAAAGAGUUGGAGGUCAUUGUGAGGGAGCAUGGAGCUGUACCUGCCACUAUAGCUAUUCUGGAUGGCAUACCAUGCAUGGGUGUCUAUCUGAUACUUCGUUUUAUUGGGUUCUUUUCUCUUUUCUUGGUUGGAGGCUUGACUACUGAAGAACUAGAGAAUCUAGCACAUCUUGGUAGUAAAGCUCGGAAAACUGCUAGUAGAGACAUUGCACUUGUUAUGGCAGGCAGAGAGAAUGGAGCAACUACUGUCUCUGCAACAAUGCAUCUCGCUUCAAUGGUUGGUAUUCCAAUAUUUGUGACCGGUGGUAUUGGAGGAGUUCAUAGACAUGGAGAUAACAUUACAGCAAUGGAUAUUUCUUCUGAUCUUACUGAGCUUGGAAAUACUCCUGUGGCUGUGAUCUCUGCUGGUGUAAAAUCGAUAUUAGAUAUUCCUCGAACACUUGAAUAUUUGGAAACUCAAAGAGUUACUGUUGCAGCUUAUAAAACCGAUGAGUUCCCUGCUUUUUUCACACAAACUAGUGGCUACAAGGUUCACAUUUUGUCAUUAAUCCUAUGAUUUAACUCCUGUUAUAUGUUUCGAUCAUAUAGAUCCUUUCCAACUGUUCCACUCAAAGAUAGAAAAGAUGAUGUUUUUUGCAUUAGUACCGCAUAUGUUCCACAAAAUGUAAAAGAGGACAUGUAUGCACUAAGAUCCCACUGUAAGAGAGGAGCUUCAAAAAGAUGUUCGAAAAUGCUCUGUCGAAACCAUUUUACUUGUUACAGUUAGAGAAAAAUACAGUGACACCCCUCUUCUGGCAUUCGUUCUUUAGUAUUACAAGUAACCCCUUUUUCAGGCUAAACCCUUGAAACCAAAUACCCUAUACUCACAAAAGGUGUAAAGAGUAGUGGACAGUCUAUGUUACCAAUUUCAAAAAAAAAUAAAAAAAAUGGAGGACAGUCAGCAAUGUUUUUAGGAAAAUGUUACCGCGUUCUCAAACUUAGAAGCCUGAUUCUGGCUUUGAUUGUGGAAACUAACAUUUUGAAGAACAGAAAUGCCAAAAUAUGUUAUGGUCUGUCUGCUACUCGGCUAAGGAUAAUUGAGGAGAGAUAGAAAGAGUAAAGUGAGAGAGCCAUAUAGUUUAUAAUGUCUCAAUGUUUCAAGAAUUUCCUGUCAGGCUCUUGAUAAGUACAGUAGAUCUUAUAUACUCACUAUAAAAGGGGAACAAUUGUAAAACUAGCGUGGUUUACAAGUUUCAUUGAACAAACAAAGUGGACUAUUGAAACAGUCAUAGAAACCCUCCCAAUAUAUGAGAAGCUGGUAAUGGAAUUAUAAUAACUUAUAGCUUCUUCUGUAGUACUCCAUCUUUUCAUUUUAUGUCCACUCAUUUCUUUUUGGUAUGUUCAAAAAAGAAUGAAACAUUUUUAUAUUUGGGAACUCUUUUAUUUGACACCUCUCAUUUUACCCUAAUGACAUACUCUUACAGCCAUAGGAAUGUCAUGACAUAUUUAAGAACAAGUUCUAGGACUACCUUUGGUAUGGUAUAUUUAUUCAGUUUACCCUACUUUCUUAAACACCAUACCUGGUAAGCACCGCUUUAUCAAAUGAAACGGAGGGAGUAAAUUGCUAUACUGAAUUGUGAAGUGAAGUAUAGGAAAAAAGGAGCAAACAUUAUUACAUGCUGAAAUGUGAUGCUCGUCAACACCAAACAUUAACAUGGUCAAAAGGCACCUGCUCGAGCAGAAUCGCCAGAACAUUGUG